AAUUAAAGGCUAUUGAGGUUCAGGUAAGCACAUUUCGAGAUUGUUUUCUACCCUCUUCAGCACAUCCACGGAGUGUAUACUGCCCAUUGAAGGCAUUUGGUUCCUCGACGACUGUCUCACAAUACCCCGAAUACCCCGCAACCCAUCAUGAAGAAGUAAUUACUGACUCCUAAUAAUGCAGUGUCUGAGUUAUGUGCCUAAAGAUGCAGAUCCAGACCUUCUGCGAAGUAUCGACGCUUGGAAGUCCGAGUGGUCUGCUCUCAAGAGGAAUAAAACACGCAAGAAAGGGGAGGACGUUGCAGCCCAAAGAUUAAGCUCGCCAGUGCCUCGAAGCUCUCGGCAGCAGUUCUUGAGACAUCACGCAGCAGAAUGACCAGGACUACAGAUAUCAGAACUGGAACUGUGCGUAGUCCAUCACUUUGCAACAGUCGGCCGGCUUAGAAGGUGCAUAAUUAAACAUCUAGUUCUUGAACUGAACCUGCUUGUAUGUCACGGAGUUUGGCGUUUAAGAUACCCAAUGCCGUCUUGUGUAUCUCAUCACAAAAUCUCUACCUGUUUACGUCACUAUGCGAAUAGUACGUGUUUCACAAGUGAAAUAUCCUGCCGCCUGGAAAUAUAGACAGGAGGUUCCGUGACUCAAUUGUUUGCCGAUUGCUUUAGCUACUCUUUCGUUCUCCGUGCCCAAUAUACGAAGGCCUUGCGUCUGAACAUCUGUCAGGUGCAGGGUACUUGACACAGUCUCAGGUGCGGC
Truncatella angustata is the source of this 751-nucleotide messenger RNA. RefSeq lists its product as uncharacterized. The transcript has a single exon. Lineage: Eukaryota; Fungi; Ascomycota; Sordariomycetes; Amphisphaeriales; Sporocadaceae. The coding region runs from base 176 to 373 and encodes 65 amino acids. The record is from RefSeq and is a predicted model, not a curated record.